UCCCGCGUCUUCUCGCGAUAUUUUGCUCAGGUAUUCUGGUUGUCUCGUAACUGUCACGUCGCACAGCGUUGAAUCUCCACAGUAGCAACAACAGCGGUGACAUUUAUUCUCGACACGCUCCCUUCUCUCCUCCUUUGAAGGACUUUAAUGAGGACUUGACAAACCAGCUCCGCCGACUUCUGUGCUAUAAGAGAAGAUGUCCCUGUCUGGCUGGGUGUGUGUGGUAACUGGUGCCUCCAGGGGUAUUGGCAGAGGAAUAGCUCUCCAGCUGUCUGAGGCGGGAGCUACUGUCUACAUCACAGGACGCCAGGAGAAGACUCUGAAAGAAACUGCUGCACAGGUGAACGAGAGAGGUGGGAGGUGUUUGCCAGCUGUCUGUGAUUCUACAAAAACCGAAGACAUCGAGCAGCUGUUUGAGCGGAUCAAACGUGAGCAGAAUGGCAGACUGGAUAUACUGGUUAAUAAUGCCUACGCAGGAGUACAGGAUAUCUUCGAUAACAUGGGGAAGAAGUUCUGGGAAACUGACCCAUCUAUUUGGGAUACCAUCAACAAUGCAGGCCUCAGGGGUCACUAUUUUUUCUCAGUUUUUGGGGCCCGGUUGAUGGUUGCUCAGGGCCGAGGUUUGAUAGUGACCAUUUCAUCUUUUGGGGGGAUGCGGUACCUCUUCAACGUGCCAUAUGGUGUUGGUAAAGCUGCAUGUGACAGGCUGGCAGCUGAUAUGGCUGUCGAGCUGAAAAGCAGAGGAGUGGUUUCUGUCAGCCUGUGGCCGGGAGCCGUACAAACGGAGCUCGUCACUCAGCUUGUAGUGGAGAAAGAGACCCCACAGGGUAUAAAUCCUCAGUUUAAAACUGUCUUCGACAAUGGAGAAACCACAGAGCUGAGCGGAAGGUGCAUUGUCAACCUGGCAAAAGAUAAAAAUCUGAUGUCACUGACUGGGAAAAUACUCAUGACUUGUGACCUGGCAAGGCGCUAUGGAGUAAAGGAUGUUGAUGGGCGGAGCGUGGCGGACUACACUUGCGUAAAAUACCUCCUGAGCCAGUCUCCAUAUCUCUCCUGGCUCUCAUAUGUUGUCCCCUCUUUCAUUCGCGUGCCACACUUUGUGAUCACCCUAGCAAAUAGCAAGUUCUAAAGGUUCCCUACGUCAGUCCUCACAUGGCAUGGUCGGUCAUUUCACUGGCUUAACCAUUACUAUUGGCUAAAGGGUGUCAAGAGGAUUUACGCUCAACAUUAUUUUUGAGGGAGUAUCUAUCCUUUGCAUAUGUACGUAUACUCAUACACAUUCCAGCCACAGAGCUUAACUGAUUCUAUGAAGUUUGAAGUAAACAAGGUUUGCCUGAAGGAUGUCCUAGCAUACUGACUGUUUAACAUAAUGUAGGUGAAGCAAUACAAUGUGAAAAUUGCAAUUUCUUGUUAUAACCAUGUGCAAUUUCCUAAUUACUACAUGAAUAUAAAGGAUCUUUUUGAAACACAUGAAGAAGCACUGCACUUAUUUUUGCAUUUUUAUUUAUUAAAUUUUUAUACUCGCACACUACAGCUACCAUCAGCGAGUUAAGUAACAAAUAACUAAAUAAACCAAUGUAAACCUGCUGCUGCUUAUAUUUCUCAUUCUUUUUUGCAAAUCUUUGGCAAAUUAUUUCAUAGUUAAAUGAUUCCAGUGAAUAUGAUUUUUUUCCCGUCAUGUCUUUAAUAUGGUAAAAUGUGCAAAUGGUAAGUUUUAUGUACUGGAAGACAAAUUAGAGUGGGACUUUCUGUAUCAUUACUAUUCGCUAGAAUUAGUUUCUGGGUAAGACGUGUGGCUGAAUUACUCAGAUAUUACAGUUGACCUUUGUGUGUAAAUCUGUGUUUUUGUGUUUAAGGAAUUUUUUUCAUUGAAAAAAGUAAAUAUGCAGCUUUGCACAGAGAUGUUUAUAAAGGUUUAAUUGAUGACACUAAUGAAAGGGAUUUUAAAGUGCAUCUGCCGUAUUUUACAUGAUAGAAUAUCAGUGAUAUGAAUCCAGUAUAUUGCUCUUGGAUGAACAGUAUCUCUAAAACAUUGUUGAUUUCAUACUUCCAUCCAUUUCACAUUAUAAAGACAAAUGUGACAACCUGUAAAAUAUACCUUAUGAGCAUUAGUACAUGUAAACCUCUCUGGCUCUUAGUUAAGAAAUCUUGAGGUCAAGCCAUUUAAAAUUAUUGUAAUUAUUUAGAUUUGUCAUAUUGUUUACUUGAGAGGACGGCCUGCUCAAGGCAGAUUUACACAUAUGCAAUAGUCUUUCAAUUUCUUAAUGAUGACUUUAUUGUUCUUGCAGCUAUCCCGAUGUAUGCCUUUCAAUAAAGUUUUUACUGAUUUGCUUGGA
This is a messenger RNA of Amphiprion ocellaris (clown anemonefish), 2336 nucleotides long. It is a transcript of the gene dhrs1, whose product is annotated as dehydrogenase/reductase (SDR family) member 1. The transcript is spliced from 9 exons. Lineage: Eukaryota; Metazoa; Chordata; Actinopteri; Pomacentridae. The record is from RefSeq and is a predicted model, not a curated record. The coding region runs from base 197 to 1129 and encodes 310 amino acids.